UGUUUGACACAUUGCAACACUGCUUUAAUUGGAUUGCAUUUGCACAGCUAAAAACAUACAGCAAUGCCAACAAAUGCCCACAAAUACAGCAUUUUGCUGCCCACCUACAAUGAAAAGGACAAUUUACCUAUUAUAAUAUGGCUGAUUGUCAAAUACAUGAAAGCCAGCGGCUACGAGUACGAGGUGAUUGUGAUAGACGAUGGCAGUCCGGACGGAACAUUGGAUGUGGCCAAGGAUCUGCAGGGCAUCUACGGCGAGGAUAGGAUUAUCCUCCGGCCACGCGCCUCCAAGCUGGGCUUGGGUACAGCCUACAUUCAUGGGAUCAAACAUGCCACCGGAGAUUUUAUAAUUAUCAUCGAUGCGGACUUGAGUCAUCAUCCCAAGUUUAUACCGGAGUUCAUCGAGCUGCAACAGAAGGGCGACUAUGACAUUGUUUCGGGCACGCGGUAUGCCGGAGACGGCGGUGUCUAUGGCUGGGACUUCAAGCGCAAGCUAAUCUCACGCGGCGCCAAUUACCUCUCGCAGGUCCUGCUGCGCCCCAAUGCCAGUGACCUGACCGGCUCGUUUCGUCUCUACAAAAAGGAUGUGCUCGAGAAGUGCAUCGCCAGCUGUGUGUCCAAGGGCUAUGUCUUUCAAAUGGAAAUGUUGGUGCGAGCGCGCCAGCACGGCUAUACCAUUGCCGAGGUGCCCAUCACAUUCGUCGAUCGCAUCUACGGUACAUCCAAGCUGGGCGGCACCGAGAUCGUUCAAUUUGCCAAGAAUCUGCUGUAUCUAUUCGCUACCACAUAAACCGAACCAAC
Molecule: messenger RNA, 800 nt
Organism: Drosophila obscura
Lineage: Eukaryota; Metazoa; Arthropoda; Insecta; Diptera; Drosophilidae
Gene: Dpm1
Product: dolichol-phosphate mannosyltransferase subunit 1
Exons: 3
Coding region: 64-789 (241 amino acids)
Biological process (GO): GPI anchor biosynthetic process; protein O-linked glycosylation via mannose
Cellular component (GO): endoplasmic reticulum membrane
Molecular function (GO): dolichyl-phosphate beta-D-mannosyltransferase activity
Source: RefSeq, a predicted model, not a curated record